Molecule: messenger RNA, 726 nt
Organism: Mycena indigotica
Lineage: Eukaryota; Fungi; Basidiomycota; Agaricomycetes; Agaricales; Mycenaceae
Product: Altered inheritance of mitochondria protein 32
Exons: 4
Coding region: 1-726 (241 amino acids)
Source: RefSeq, a predicted model, not a curated record
AUGACCCUGUCCAGACUUCUCUCCACCACUAAGGCAGAUCCUAUCUUGCACGGCACCGUCGCUUACCACCGUUCCUACAUCCUGCUCCCUGUCCCAGAAUCUCCGCAAAUCCUACCUGCACGAGUUUCCAAUCCUCUUCACCGCAGUCUCCAGCUUCAAACAAUGCCAUGGGGUGGCCUCGUUAAUUUCGCGUCGACAAUGGAGACUGGAAAUGUUACGGCGUUUUCAACACUGAACGGAGUCCUGCAUCUCCCUACCUUGACUUCAGAAAAUGUGUCCGACAUUGCCGAGCAGCUCCAGAGACAUGCCACCGUUCCGGGAAAAUACCCCCAAGACGGAAAACUGCAUAUUUACGUGUGCACUCACGCUGCAAGAGACUGUCGUUGCGGAGACACCGGUGGCGUAGUUUUCCGUGCUUUGUGCGAAGAGUUGGAUGCUCGGAAGCGUGUUGACCCGGGAGGAACUGCGAAUCGUGUAGUUCUGGGGGAGGUUGCACAUGUUGGUGGCCACCAAUUCGCCGCAAACGUUCUCGUAUUCCCACAUGGAGAAUGGUUUGGACGUCUGACACCAAAUGAUGUUUCUGCCCUUUUGGACUCGCUUUUGUCCAGCGAUCAGCGUCCUUUGAACCUUCAAGACAAGCCUUUAUUGCCUCAAUUCUGGCGCGGAAGAAUGGGCCUGCAUAAAGAACAACAAAUGAGCCUUGUCAACUCACAAACGUUGAAGUAG